Heterobilharzia americana is the source of this 3447-nucleotide messenger RNA. NCBI's taxonomy places the organism in Eukaryota, Metazoa, Platyhelminthes, Trematoda, Strigeidida, Schistosomatidae. The record is from the annotation of a GenBank genome assembly.
AUGCAUCGCUUAGCGAAAUCAAUGAAAAGAAAGUGUAACCGAUCAACUUUGAUGUCAUUGCAUCGUCUAAAAUUAAUAAUCGCUUCAAUGUUAUGCAUUUAUUCGAUAAAUUCACCUAAAUGUUGUGCUUAUUAUCAGUUGGAACCUAAUCAGUUGACAGGGAGGAAUAACAUAAACUCAGAAACGCCGCAUAGAAAGACUUCAGCAACUGAACUAGAUCAUUCCGAAAGUGAUAUACACAACUAUCCAGACUUUAUGAAAAAUGAUGCCAUGGCUGAUAGUCAUUUGAUGAUGUCUUCUCUAAACGAUGUAUUAUUCCACUCGCCGUCAUCAUCAUCUGGAGGUGCAUCAGGAUCACCAUCGUCGGUAUCAUCAUCAUCAUCUCAUGGUGAAGUGGAGACACAUCGGUGUGAACCUAUUACACUGAUAUUAUGUAAAGGCAUGUAUUAUGAAUAUACAAGACUGCCUAAUAUGUUUCAUCAUGAAACGCAGGAAGAGGCUGGCUUAGAAGCUCAUCAAUUUUAUCCAUUGGUUCAAAUCAAUUGUUCGAAAGAUCUUCGCUUUCUAUUAUGUUCAAUUUAUACACCUAUUUGUGUAAAAGGCUAUCCACAUUUUUUACCACCAUGCCGUUCUGUAUGCCAGCGUGUUAAAGCUGGUUGUUCACCAAUUAUGGAACAUUAUGAGUUCCCUUGGCCUGAACGCAUGAACUGUGAACAAUUUCCUGAAUAUAAUAAUCCUGAAGGUAUAUUGUGCAUGGAAAGAAAUUUGACACAAGAAGAAUUGCAGUCGAGUGAAGAACAGAAGAAAGUGACUCAACAGCCGAUAAUUCAGUUAGAAGAAGUAUCAAAAGAUUUAAAACUAAUACCCAGUAUAGAAGUAAUAAGUGCAGAUGACCAACUGAAAACAUCAUCUGAUACUGACAUUCAUACAAAUCAACUCAAUGAAGAUGCAAGUAAUAUACUGUUUGAAAGAGCGAUGAGAAAUGAGGAUAUUAAAAAACUGAAGAGCACAUUUCCUGACUUACGAUUGAAGUGUACAUGUGAAUGUCGACCACCGUUGGUAAAGAUUACUGAUUCGGAUGUGAGUGCCAAUGCCAAGAUAUCAGUAGCUGACAUAAAGGAUUGUACAAUGCCGUGUCAUACACCAUAUUAUUCAACUGAUUCAUCCAAUAACUUCACAACGUUUUGGCUCGCUAUUUGGUCAAUAUUUUGUGCAAUUUCAACAUUGAUAACAAUAUUCACCUUUAUCACAGACUCAUAUCGUUUUCAAUAUCCUGAACUGCCUUUAAUCUAUUUAUCAGCAUGCUACUUUAUGAUAUCAAUUGGUUAUUUAAUACGAGUAUUUAUGGGUCAUCAAGCUGUAGCAUGUGAUAGUUUGUCCAGUGAACAUGGGGAGAUACCGUAUGGACUGGUAAAAACUACUAAGGAUUGGUUUGAUAAACCUGAAUUAUUGAAUAUUGACAAUAUGCAGACAAUAACACCAACAACAUCGGCUAUUGUGACAACAGCUACGAUGACAACCGUAUCAACUACGAUGCCAUCAGCUACAGCGACACUUACCUCUAAUAUUUUCAAAUCUACAGAUAAAUUAAUUCGGUCAAAGUUGUUAAGAUAUGCAUUUACUGGCAGAGCAAGUUGUGCAGCUGUGUUCCUGUUAAUUUACUUUUUUAGUAUGGCAGCUUCAAUCUGGUGGGUUGUUCUUGCACUCACAUGGUUACUUGCUGCUGGUUUAAAAUGGGGUAGUGAAGCAAUAUCUAAGUAUUCUCAGGUUUUCCAUUUCAUUGCAUGGUCAUUACCGGCUAGUCAGACAGCUUUAGCUUUGUUACUGUCAGUCGUAGAAGGUGAUCCAGUCAGUGGUUUAUGCACAAUUCAAUCGAUAUAUUUAUUAAUUGGAAUUAUACUAAUGAUGAUUGGAUUUAUUGCAUUAUUUCGUAUACGUGGAGCUAUCAAACUACAAAGACCAAGAUUAGUUGAAACACAAAAGCUGGAUAGGUUGAUUAUACGCAUAGGUAUAUUUGGAAUGCUGUAUGCUAUACCAAAUCUUGUUAUAUUAUUUUGUAUUGGUUAUGAAUUACGUGAUACGCAUGCGUGGCAGUUAGGCAUUGCAUGUCACUGCCAUUACGAUAUUGGUCGACAAUAUGAAGGAGAUUAUGAGUAUGAGCCUAUUUUACCUGUGGCCCUACCAGCAUGGAAUGCACCAAAGCCAGAAUAUGCUGUAUUCAUGUUGAAACAUUUCAUGAGUUUAGUUAUUGGCAUUACAUCUGGAUUUUGGAUAUGGUCUAAUAAAACAAUUGAAUCCUGGAGAAGAUUUUGUUUUAGUGGGAAAUGCUUAUUUCGAUUUAGUAAACAUAAUAGUGGGAGUGGUUUAUUAGUCAGUCCACAUGGUGUUGACCAAGAUAUAUGCCACAAAAGGCGUGUAGAACGUUGGAUGCAAAUCCCUCCAACUGUUUCAAUGCAGUCUGUUUCAAAGUUGGGAAAUACACGAAAUACUCCGAUGACAAACGUCAUGGAAAAGUAUCCUAAGCUUAUACAGAGUAAUGAACAAUGUAAUACUAUGAACAGUAGUACAGUAAAUCAGCACAAUUCAACUUCAUAUGACGUUGUCAAUAACAACUCAUCAAAUAUAAAUCCUAUGAUCGCUUUUAGCACACCAUCAACUCCAUUCUCUAUGCACCCAUAUGAUGUGCCUAUUCAUGAUAUAAAUUCGCAAAAUCUACAUUAUAAUCCACCAUUUAGUACAUAUUAUUCUAUUGAUGGAAGUACAGUUUCACAGCAGUACGGUGAUUUAAAUCCCUGUCAUAUCAACAGUACCACCUGUACAAGUAAUAAUAAAAAUAAUGUUGCGGAUAAUAAAUUCACGAUUACGCAUACAAAAAGCUUUGCGACGCAAAUAUCUAGUAGUUCAAUUAAUCCUGGACAAUCUACACUAAAUAGCACUUUAAACAGUCCACGAAAGUCUUCACUACCUCAUUUAGUCAAUAAUAACCACAACAAUAAUAAUAAUAAUAAUCAUAGUUCAGUCAGUACAGGUAUUUCAAGUAGUGGAAUAGGUAGUGGAAAACUAAACGAUGAUUUGACGAGAACAGCGUCAAUUUUAACUGGUUCUGAAAAUAAUUAUAAUCCUAUUUUGCCUGAAUUAUCCAAUCAUUUUAAUGGGGAACAGAGGGAUUCUGAUAUCACUGGAACACCAACGUUACCAACAGUAAAUGCGGCAAUACCUACACAAUAUGAUUUUACGAAUGAUAACAAGGCAAGGUGGAAUAAUCACCGUAUGGGUGGUAAACAUUUCGAUAUCAGUUUAUCUAACGAAUAUCACAAGAAAAAUACUCCUCCUCCUCUUCCUACUACUACUACUACUAUUACGACUACCACUACUACUACUACUGCUACUACUACUACCACUGAAACCGGAAAUUGUCAUAAUCGUCUAUUGUUUAUGGAUUAUUAA